GAGUGUUGCGGCAUCAGGAUGGCGGUGGCCGUCGAACUAGCGGCCUUGGGGCGUUGCUGGCUGUGGUUGCUAGUGGGGCUGCAGGUGAUAAGUGUAUAUGGAGCACAGUUGUCAUCAGAAGCUUGCAGAGAGCUGGGCUUCUCCAGUAACUUGCUAUGCAGUUCUUGCAACCUUCUUGGACAGUUCAGUCUGAAUCAGUUGGACCCAUUCUGCAGGCAGUGCUGCCAAGAAGAAGCUCAGUUGGAAACUAGAAAGCUUUAUGCAGGAGCUGUCCUAGAGGUAUGUGGAUGAAAACUGGGAAGGUUCCCUCAAGUCCAGGCUUUUGUCAGGAGUGAUAAGCCAAAGCUCUUCAGGGGACUGCAAAUCAAGUAUGUGCGUGGUUCUGACCCUGUACUAAAGCUGCUGGAUGACAGCGGGAACAUCGCAGAAGAAUUGAGCAUCCUCAAGUGGAAUACAGAUAGUGUGGAAGAAUUCCUAAGUGAAAAAUUAGAACGCCUAUAAAUCACUGCUUUCAGUCCCCUUUCCUUUUCAUGUUUUGUCAUGGUAAUCUUCUUAGACAUGGGCUGCAAUCAAAAAUACAUUUCAGCUUCUGUAUUAAUUUUAAAAUACCUGCUAUGCUGUAGUAAACAUCUUGUCAGUGGAAGGGAAAGCUUCAUGCAUAUUGGCCACGUUAACAACCACAAUAGCUUGUCUUAACAUAUUUCAGCUCUUCAUGCAUUUAUCACUAACAAAAUGUGUUGUUUCAAAGUUAGGUAUGCAAAUAUCAGUUUGCUAUAAUGGGACUUGUUCAUACAAACACUCUAAAAACUGAAGAGCUGCAAAUAAUUGAAGUGAUUACCAUCCUUUUUGUCUGCUCACUGUUUGUAAAAAAGUCAGAACCAAAUGUGUCCAAAUGAAACUGCUAAUGCCUUCUUUUUUGUAUUGGAACUGUCCUCUUUACAGAAGCAUUGUUUACAAGCUGAUGGAGGAGCUCACGCUCUGGAGCUGUGAAACAUUUAGCAAGUGCACUUUAGUGAAGACUACAUAGAAAACCUCCAAGGUGUAUGGAAGUCAGAUGUCAGGUGUGCUUUAUGUUAAGUGUUUUGCUCCAGAAAACAUGAGCUAUAAUUCUUGAAAAAACUUUCUUUCCAAUUUUGAGAAGUUUAUUGGAAGUCUGUUUAUCAAAUGAAUUUAUAAACUGUUCUUCUAAAAUGUGUAUCUUUCUCAGUUGAAAUUUAUGUAAACACAGAGUAUACACAGGGUGUAUGCUAAUGAGUCAAAUCCAUCAUGACUUGUGAGAUUUUUUUCCACUUAGAGUGAAUAAAUACA
Messenger RNA from Indicator indicator, 1308 nucleotides. RefSeq names its product selenoprotein F (gene SELENOF). The transcript has 5 exons. Gene Ontology annotation, cellular component: endoplasmic reticulum lumen. NCBI's taxonomy places the organism in Eukaryota, Metazoa, Chordata, Aves, Piciformes, Indicatoridae. Gene Ontology annotation, molecular function: oxidoreductase activity. The record is from RefSeq and is a predicted model, not a curated record.